Messenger RNA from Cuscuta europaea, 1682 nucleotides. NCBI's taxonomy places the organism in Eukaryota, Viridiplantae, Streptophyta, Magnoliopsida, Solanales, Convolvulaceae. The record is from the annotation of a GenBank genome assembly.
CGGAAAACCAAAAAAACACGAUCUUUCAAUUUUCAGUUGGCAUCCCUUUCAACAAUGAAACAUCUGAUGAGCAAAGUCGCGCUUUAUUUGUGCGCAUUUUUGGUAGUUGCAGACCAUAAACAUUGGCUUUCAAGGGCAAAUGAAAGUCAGAAUAAUCUGCUCGCUAAAUAUUCGAUCGGGACACCUUAUCACUUUUCAAUCCCUUCUCCGAUGAGCCAAAAGUAACCAUCUUUUCUUCUUCUUUAAAUGGAUGUAAAAAUUUGAAUUUGAAAAACAGAUUAACCCUUCUUCUCAAUCCUCAUCCAUGAUCAGAUCCCGCAUUUUUCUUGCACAAACCCAUCAUCAAUCCAGCUCCAUAUGUAUCGAUUUUCCUGAAUCGGGUAGCCCUAACAUUGAUACACACAGUUACCCUAAAGCAUGUUAAAUAGCCAUUGCAGUUGCAGUUGUAGUUGCUGUAUUAACGACGACCAUCCCAACCACCACCAUCACCACCACAAGUUUCUUCCCAAACGCAUUAUCUUAGUCCGCCACGGCGAGAGCCAAGGCAACAAGGACGACGCGGCGUACACCGUGAUCCCCGAUCACAAGAUCCCCCUCACCUCUCAGGGAUUCGAGCAGGCCGAGCUCGCCGGGUGGCGCAUUAGGGACGUCAUUUCCGAUCAAGAGUCCUCGCGUUCCUGGAAAAUCUACUUCUAUGUCUCCCCUUACGAGCGCACCCGCUCUACUCUCCGCGAGAUCGGCCGUGCGUUUCCUCGGAAACGGGUCAUUGGGGUCAGGGAGGAAUGCCGGAUCAGGGAACAGGAUUUCGGGAACUUCCAGGUUGCUGAUCGGAUGAGGGCUUCCAAGGAAAACCGUGAGAAGUUCGGCCGAUUUUUCUUCCGCUUCCCUGAAGGAGAAUCCGCUGCAGAUGUUUUUGAUCGGGUUUCAAGUUUCCUGGAAUCUCUAUGGAGAGACAUUGACAUGAACAGACUUCACCAAGGACCGGGUGAUGAUUUGAAUCUGAUAAUCAUAUCGCAUGGGCUGGCAAUUCGGGUCUUCCUAAUGAAAUGGUUCAAGUGGACGGUGAAGCAAUUUGAGCGGUUAGGUAACCUUGGUAAUUGUGAGUUUCGGGUGAUGCAGCUUGGGAUGGGAGGAGAAUACAGUCUAGCAGUUCAUCACUCCGACGAAGAAAUGCAGUCUUGGGGGCUUUGUUCUGAUAUGAUAGAAGACCAAAAAUGGAGAGCUAGUGCCACCAGGGGUGAUUGGAAUGAAAGAUGUCCCUGGUACCUUGAUGCUUUUUUCGACACUUUUGCUGAUUCUGAAGAUGAAAAUGAUGAUGACGUUGAGAUCGAAACUGAUGAAUGCAGCCUACAGAACACUUCUUGUGAUUCUUCUUGAUUCAUACAUAAAGAAGUGCUAGUGUGCUACUUACCUCACUUCACCUCUGGGUACUACAUUUAUGGAGGUUUCUCUGAUUAUAGAUGAUGAUGAUGGUGGUGGUAGCGUUUCUUGUAAAGUUAGGUGUAGCUAACUUUUGUAAUUACUAGUUACUAAUUAAUUCUUGGGAAAUUAUACGCUUUGGGUCCCUCAAUUGUUCAUUCAUUCAUUAUUACCAAAUGUUGAUACAUAAUUUACAUGUUAAGUGUACGAUCAAAAUGGUCCUUUAUUCAUGAAUGGGUCAACGAAGCUUCUUUUUGAAAGCC